Messenger RNA from Paramormyrops kingsleyae, 953 nucleotides. It is a transcript of the gene fth1b, whose product is annotated as ferritin, heavy polypeptide 1b. The record is from RefSeq and is a predicted model, not a curated record. NCBI's taxonomy places the organism in Eukaryota, Metazoa, Chordata, Actinopteri, Osteoglossiformes, Mormyridae. Gene Ontology annotation, molecular function: ferrous iron binding; ferric iron binding. Gene Ontology annotation, biological process: intracellular iron ion homeostasis; iron ion transport. Gene Ontology annotation, cellular component: cytoplasm.
UAUGGGUACGUACCGCGCGCUUUGCCACAUGCUCCCACCUUUGUAGGUAGAGAAGGUUACCUGCUUCAACAGUGCUUGAACGGCAACCGGCCUACCAGCAAAUUUGUACAACCUUCAGUCCACAUUUUGACAUCAUCAAAUAAAUCAGACUCCCUACGUUCUUCAGGACCUGCCGUCAGUGCUAUCCAGCAAGUAACGCAAUGGCAUCCCAAGUGAGGCACAACUUCCACCAGGACUGCGAAGCAGCCAUUAACCGGCAGAUCAACAUGGAGCUCUACGCCUCCUAUGUUUACCUGUCCAUGGCCUACUAUUUCGACCGAGACGACCAGGCCCUGCACAACUUCGCCAAGUUCUUCCGCAAGCAGUCCCACGAGGAGCGGGAGCAUGCGGAGAAGCUGAUGAAGUUGCAGAAUCAGAGAGGCGGCCGUAUCUUCCUGCAGGACAUCAAGAAACCAGAGAGGGAUGAGUGGGGUAGCGGUGUGGAGGCUCUGGAGUGUGCUUUACAGCUGGAGAAGACUGUGAACCAGUCCCUGCUGGAUAUGCACAAGCUGUCGACGGAGCACAAUGAUCCUCACAUGUGUGACUUCAUUGAGACACACUACCUGGAUGAGCAGGUGAAGUCCAUCAAGGAAUUGGGGGAUUGGGUCACCAACCUGCGUCGCAUGGGCGCCCCACAGAACGGCAUGGCGGAGUACCUGUUCGACAAGCAUACGCUGGGAGAGGAGAGCAGUUAGAUCGUCACGCUCGCUUCUGCAUGUUUUACCUAAUGGCUGCGUGCGUGUCCGUGCGCAGCGUCCUUAGCACGGCUCUGCUUAGGUGCCAGCUUGCCCUCAGCCUCCCACAUUGUACCUUCCAAAGCUCUCAUAAGCCAUAGUGCUCCGCUUUGUAUUCUAUGUAUUACUGGUUGCUCACUUGUCAAAAGAAACUCAAAUAAAUGAAACUCUUGUUUCUGA